Molecule: messenger RNA, 2697 nt
Organism: Diospyros lotus (date-plum)
Lineage: Eukaryota; Viridiplantae; Streptophyta; Magnoliopsida; Ericales; Ebenaceae
Product: putative elongation factor TypA-like SVR3, chloroplastic
Exons: 14
Coding region: 122-2194 (690 amino acids)
Cellular component (GO): cytosol; ribonucleoprotein complex
Molecular function (GO): GTPase activity; GTP binding
Source: RefSeq, a predicted model, not a curated record
UACAGCCAAACAAACCUUAGCCUUCUAUUUCCGUUCCUCGUUGCUCCAUAUAGCCGUCUUCAAAGUCUCUACUUUCAACACCAGCCUCUACUCUCUCUUUCUCUCUCCCCGGGCAUCGGCUAUGGAGAUGGCCAUAGCCUUCCGCAGCUCUCUCACUCCCUCCUCCUCCUCCUCUUCUUCCAGUUCUUUCUCAAACCCUAACCCUAAGAGGAGUCUCACUUUCUCUCCGCCUCCACUUCUCAGGAGCCAAUUCUUCGGGCGUGCCUUGUCUUCAGCUUCGAUCGACAAAACGCCGUUCCAUUCUCGUUCCAGAAAUGCAAUUCGCACUUCUGUCAAAUGCUCCGUCUCUGGAGCUACAGAAGCCGCCGCUGGUAAUCCAAAGAAAAGGAGCCAAUUAAUGAGGAGAAGGGAUGUAAGGAAUAUAGCAAUUGUUGCUCAUGUGGAUCAUGGAAAAACCACAUUGGUGGAUGCAAUGUUGAAACAAGCAAAGGUAUUUCGUGAUAAUCAAGUUGUACAAGAGAGGAUAAUGGACUCCAAUGAUCUAGAGCGUGAAAGAGGAAUAACAAUACUUAGCAAAAACACAUCAAUCACGUAUAAAGAUACCAAAAUAAAUAUAAUUGAUACUCCAGGGCACUCUGACUUUGGUGGGGAGGUGGAACGCAUCCUCAAUAUGGUGGAGGGAGUUCUUCUAGUGGUAGAUUCUGUUGAAGGUCCAAUGCCACAAACAAGAUUUGUCUUGAAGAAGGCUCUAGAAUUUGGUCAUGCUGUUGUUGUUGUUGUUAACAAGAUUGAUAGGCCUUCUGCUCGUCCAGAUUAUGUCAUUAAUUCCACUUUUGAACUCUUUAUUGAACUAAAUGCGUCAGAUGAACAGUGUGAUUUCCAAGUAAUCUAUGCAAGUGGUAUUAAGGGAAAGGCUGGACUUUCUCCUGAUAAUUUGGCAGAGGAUCUUGGUCCACUCUUUGAGUCCAUAAUUAGAUGCAUACCGGGCCCGCAUAUUGACAAAGAUGGUGCACUCCAAUUGCUUGCCACAAAUAUUGAGUAUGAUGAACAUAAAGGGCGGAUAGCCAUUGGACGUUUGCAUGCUGGUGUUCUACGAAGAGGAAUGGAUGUGCGGGUAUGCACGACAGAGGAAGCUUGCAGAUAUGCAAGAAUCAGCGAACUUUUUGUGUAUGAGAAAUUCAGUAGGGUUGCUACUGACGCUGUGGAAGCUGGCGAUAUCUGUGCUGUUUGUGGCAUUGAUGAUAUCCAGAUUGGGGAAACAAUUGCUGAUAAAAUUUCAGGGAAGCCAUUACCAGCCAUUAAGGUGGAAGAACCUACAGUAAAAAUGGCUUUUUCUAUCAACACCUCACCUUUUGUUGGGCGUGAGGGGAAGCAUGUUACCAGUAGAAACUUAAGAGAUCGCCUCUAUCGUGAGCUUGAGCGAAAUUUGGCCAUGAGAGUUGAAGAUGGUGAAACUGCAGAUACUUUCAUUGUUAGUGGAAGGGGCACAUUGCAUAUUACCAUAUUGAUCGAGAAUAUGCGGCGUGAAGGUUAUGAAUUCAUGGUGGGACCACCAAAAGUGAUCAAUAAAAUAGUGGAUGACAAGUUGCUGGAACCUCUUGAGAUAGCCACUGUGGAGGUACCUGAAGAGCACGUGGGACCUGUGGUUGAACUUCUUGGUAGAAGGCGUGGGCAGAUGUUCGAUAUGCAAGGGCUUGGGUCAGAAGGAACGACUCUACUUAAAUAUAAGAUACCAACGCGUGGGCUCCUUGGUUUGCGAAAUGCUAUUUUAACUGCUUCUCGGGGCACAGCAAUUCUCAACACAAUAUUUGAUAGCUAUGGGCCUUGGGCUGGCGAUAUUAGUACUCGUGAUCAAGGUUCACUGGUUGCAUUUGAAGAUGGAACAACAACAUCUUAUGCCCUAUCUAGUUCACAAGAAAGAGGGCAGUUGUUUAUUGGCCCUGGAAUUGACGUAUAUAAAGGUCAAAUAGUUGGCAUUCAUCAGCGGCCUGGUGACUUAUCCUUAAACGUGUGCAAGAAAAAGGCUGCAACAAAUGUCCGUUCCAACAAAGAGCAAACAGUGGUUCUCGAUACCCCAUUGGAUUACAGUCUGGACGACUGCAUAGAAUACAUUCAAGAAGAUGAACUCGUGGAGGUUACACCCAUGAGCAUCCGCAUGUGCAAAAAUCCAAAGGCUGCAAAGAAGGGAAGGUAGAAUUCAGUUGUAGACUAUGCAAGGUUGGAUGCUCAUACCUGAAGAUUAAUCUCUCCCUCUUCCCUAUAUGGGAGGGUCACAGAAAGCAUUUUUUUUUUUCCUUUGAAACUUGCACCUUGCAGGAAAAACAGAUUUUUUAUUUUAUUAGGUACAGAAAUGGUGCAGCAAGUUUUGCUCCCUGAUCUAGUGAAUUUAUAUCUAGUACAUAUCCUGAAGGGUUACAUACCACCAUAUAAAGAUUGGCAGUAGGUCUAGGUGGAAAGCAAUAGAAACUAGACAAACUCCAUCUGUAUACUUGGAUCUUACCGGAUGGGAUACGUGUAGUAUAUUUUUGACAGAGGCUCUGUUUUUUGAUUAUCUUGUAAAAUCUAUGACGAGUUGGCUGAACAUGAAUGUAUUGACUGUAUCGUGAAGAUUGAACGUCGAUCGAUCCCUAACUAAUUUUGAUGUUGAAGUUAUUCUAGGACUGCCAGCUGAUAAGAUUUGCAGGCCUAUUCUUCUAA